AUGAUUCACCAUCUUUAUAAAGGAGCUGAUGAUGAUGGUGAGUCACAGAAAGCAGUUUGGACGAUAGAUGUAUGGGGUUUAACUCUGAAGGGUUCAUUCCUUGCAAUUUGUCGUUCACAUGUUUCUCCCAUUGUUAACCCAUAUAAAAGACCCAAGUUUUCUGUCAUGAGACUCAUGACAUUCAAGAAUGCUAAGCUUCAUCUUCCAGUUGCCAGCAUUUUCAGUCAUCAAUGGCCUGACCCAGGUUUGAUAAGUGCAGCGGCUAAGUCGACCCAAAAGAUUGAACCCAAAGACUAUGUAAAAUGA
Ilex paraguariensis (yerba mate) is the source of this 306-nucleotide messenger RNA. NCBI's taxonomy places the organism in Eukaryota, Viridiplantae, Streptophyta, Magnoliopsida, Aquifoliales, Aquifoliaceae. The record is from the annotation of a GenBank genome assembly.